This is a messenger RNA of Drosophila guanche, 1260 nucleotides long. It is a transcript of the gene Nmdmc, whose product is annotated as bifunctional methylenetetrahydrofolate dehydrogenase/cyclohydrolase, mitochondrial. Gene Ontology annotation, molecular function: methylenetetrahydrofolate dehydrogenase (NAD+) activity; methylenetetrahydrofolate dehydrogenase (NADP+) activity; methenyltetrahydrofolate cyclohydrolase activity. Bases 144 to 1070 code for a protein of 308 amino acids. The transcript is spliced from 3 exons. The record is from RefSeq and is a predicted model, not a curated record. Gene Ontology annotation, cellular component: mitochondrion. Gene Ontology annotation, biological process: tetrahydrofolate interconversion. Lineage: Eukaryota; Metazoa; Arthropoda; Insecta; Diptera; Drosophilidae.
GUGAAGUGCCACAAGUUAAUAAUCAAUAAUAAUAGUCAAGUUAAUUAAUAAUUAAUUACCAAGUGAUCAAUAACACAACCUAAUAAGCUUAUUUUUCAUCCUGCAAACAAAUUCAAAGAAAAAAAACAACAAAUUCGCUCAAAAUGCGCUUUACAAGCAACAUGGCACAAAUUAUCGACGGCAAGUUGAUCUCCGCUGAGAAACUCACAAAGCUGCGCCAGGAAGUGGCAGAGUUCGUGGGCGCUGGGAAUCCCAUACCCCAUUUGACGGCUGUGAUUGUUGGCGAGGAUCCCGCCAGCCAGAGGUAUGUGAGGCACAAAAUGGUGGCCUGCAAGGAGGUGGGCAUUUCCAGUGAAACCAAAUGGCUGCCCGCCAACACCACCCAAGACGAGCUGCUGCAGCUGAUCGGGCAACUGAACGGGGAUGACAAUGUGUCGGGAGUGCUUGUCCAGCUACCGGUGCCAGAGCACAUUGACGAGCGCACCAUUUGCAAUGCUGUGGCGCCCGAGAAGGAUGUUGAUGGCUUCAAUGAGAUCAAUAUGGGUCGUCUGGCCCUCGACAUGGAGGGCUUUGUGCCGGCCACACCGCUGGGCGUAAAGGCACUCCUGGAGCACUCCAACAUAGCGACGCACGGCCGAAAUGCCGUUGUGGUGGGUCGCUCCAAGAAUGUCAGCCUGCCGUUGGCCAUUCUCAUGCAUUCGGAUGGCAAGAAUGCCACCAAGGCGUUGGAUGCCACGGUGACCAUCUGUCACAGGUAUACGCCGCCCAAGGAGCUGGCGAGGCACUGUCGCCAGGCGGACAUCAUUGUGGUUGCUGUCGGCAAGCCUGGACUCAUCACCAAGGACAUGGUUAAGCCGGGCGCCUGUGUCAUCGAUGUGGGCAUCACUGAAAUUACGGAUGAGAAAACGGGCAAGAGAAAGCUGGUGGGCGACGUCGACUUUGAGGAGGUUCGCCAAGUUGCUGGACACAUUACCCCAGUGCCCGGUGGCGUUGGGCCCAUGACCGUCACUAUGCUGAUGUACAACACCCUCAAGGCGGCCAAGACGCAGGCAGCCAGUCGCCUGGUGUGAUGCUCUUUCCCACAACAGGAGUUCUAUAGAACUUAGGUUCUGAAAUAGUAUUUUCUUAUUUAAAUCGCUAACAUUUAAUAGAUUUAUAGACUAACUGACAAGCCGCUAACCUCUCUAACUGGCGACCCUUGGUGCCACAUUUGUUUCUACAUAUAACGCAAAACAAAAUAUAACCAAGAAUUUACAAAUA